AUGUCGCCCAGCCCCGGCGCAACAGCUGGACUCGACUUUGCCGGCGAGGUCGUUGCCCUGGGCGAGGCAGUUGACUCGACCUCCUCCCGACUUGCCUUGGGAAAACGGGUGUGCGGCUUUGUAUUCGGCAACAACCCAGACCGGCGCGAUAAUGGUGCCUUUGCUGAGUACGUCGCUGUGCCGGCGUCGCUAGUUCUCUGUAUCCCGGAGUCCAUGACGUUUUUGGAGGCAGCGACGCUACCAUGUGGUCUGGCCACCACUGGAGGGGCACUUUAUAAUAGCCAUAGCCUUGGCCUGCCCCUGCUGGGAUCUGGGUCCGAGGUGAACAGCUCGAACAAGUCUCCAACCUACGUACUAGUGUACGGUGGGAGUACAGCGACGGCAACGCUGAUCAUACAGGUGCUGCGACGGCAUGUCUAUAUGUCCGGCUUCAUUCCAAUUACCACCCGCUCCCCACACAACUUCAACCGCCUGCAACAGCUGAGUGCGGAGGCGACCUUCGACUACCGCUCGCCCACCUGUGGCUCGGACCUGCGCGACUACACCCACAGCCGACUGGCCUUUGCCAUUGACUGCAUCAGCUCAACUGGCUCGGUGCAAAUGUGCUACGAGGCCAUCGGGACUGCCGGUGGCAGAUACGUGUCGCUGGACCCUUUCCCCUUGAACAAACACACUCGUCGCAGUAUUCGGCCAGAGUGGCUAUUCAGCUUCACGAUUUUCGGACAUGCGAUUGACUGGGACGCCCCGUACAACUUCCCAGCCCGGCCAGAUGACCGAGAAUCGGCCGAGCGGUGGUAUGCGGAGAUUGAGGCAAUCCUGGCGACGGGUGAACUUGUCACCCAUCCAUUUCUAGGAGGAGACUGGUGGCUUGUCCAGUGUGAUCGAUGGCAUAGGGGCAGUGCGCAACGGACAGAUAACAGGUUAUAA
Messenger RNA from Penicillium hordei, 927 nucleotides. Its product is annotated as zinc-binding alcohol dehydrogenase family protein. Gene Ontology annotation, molecular function: oxidoreductase activity, acting on NAD(P)H. The record is from RefSeq and is a predicted model, not a curated record. NCBI's taxonomy places the organism in Eukaryota, Fungi, Ascomycota, Eurotiomycetes, Eurotiales, Aspergillaceae. The transcript is spliced from 2 exons. The coding region runs from base 1 to 927 and encodes 308 amino acids.